UUACCACUUAAAAAGUGACUAUCGAAGAUGUUGGGGUGCAAAUUAAUUGGCUUCGCAAUUCUCAGUCUGGUGCUGACUCAACUCGAGUUUGCCCAGGGUCAUGAUUCCGGUUGCACUAACAAAUUCUCCAAGGUGGGAGACAAGUGUCUGUAUCUAAUUUCCUACAUUAAUACCAAUUGGCAUAACGCGGAUCGUCAUUGUCAUUCCUUGGGUGCUGGACUCUUGAGUUUCCAAAAUCAGAGGCAGUUGAAGCAGAUUGAAGACUGGUUGGAUCAAAACGAUACUUGGAGUAAUGAGUUCUGGACUUCUGGAAAUUCUUUUGGUCAUAAAGGUGUCUAUUAUUGGCAGAGCACUGGAGAGAAGGCUAGCUAUCUGCCUUGGUCAUUGGGUCAGCCCCGUCCAAAUCAAGGAGAUUGCCUGGUUCUUAACUCCAAGCCCUCCAGCACCACCUCUCACCCCUACGAGACCACCGUCGCGGUUCCCGCUGCAAAUAGCGGUCUGUAUGUAGAAAAUUGCAGUGCAGUGCGUUCUUACAUCUGUGAGCAAAUCAAAAAUUAAGUAUAAUACAAAGAUUUGCCGCUAGCCUGGAUCCUGUGAAAACACUUCAGUUUUGGCCAAAAACACAAAUGUUUUAAAAAAUACUUUUUGAGAAAUAAAGAAAAUGAGCAUGCAUAAA
Drosophila innubila is the source of this 676-nucleotide messenger RNA. Its product is annotated as C-type lectin 37Db-like. Lineage: Eukaryota; Metazoa; Arthropoda; Insecta; Diptera; Drosophilidae. The record is from RefSeq and is a predicted model, not a curated record. The coding region runs from base 28 to 558 and encodes 176 amino acids. The transcript has a single exon.